Molecule: messenger RNA, 2440 nt
Organism: Brassica oleracea var. oleracea
Lineage: Eukaryota; Viridiplantae; Streptophyta; Magnoliopsida; Brassicales; Brassicaceae
Product: pentatricopeptide repeat-containing protein At5g24830
Exons: 5
Coding region: 231-2018 (595 amino acids)
Molecular function (GO): protein binding
Source: RefSeq, a predicted model, not a curated record
CCCAGAACCAACAGCUCAGCUCAUGAUUUUGAUGGCGUCAUCUGCAAUCUCCAGGAUCAGCUAAGAUCAGAAGCCGUUGUGUGUAUGAAUCGUGUGUUUCUUAACUCGAUGCGUAUGAGAUAAGGUGAAGGAGCGAUAAACCAAUCGCGAUUGUGUUCGUACGCAUCUUCCAGAUCAGAAAGUCGUUUUCUUUUUUGCAAGCUUUAGUGCCCUGCUUAUCUGAUUAAUCCAUGACUCUUCUCAUCUCUUGUGGGGAGGUUGUUUCGUCUUCCCAAAUCACUGUACUUCGCUUACUCAACCAAAGCGUUGACUUUUUAUUCGACAAUGUCUCUAGGAUCCUUGCUCCUGUUUUCACCAACCUAAGGGACUUUGAAAUGCGUCUUUCUUGUAUUGAGCGUCCUCAGUUCACUCCUAGCGAUCAUUCUUAUUUGUCCACUGAGAAUUGGAUCUCUGAUAAAAAGGGUUAUGACGACCAUAAGGGAGACCCUGAAGCUAACUUCAACGCGCUGGAUUCUAUCUUGAAAAGUAGUUUGGAUCGUCUCGCUUCCUUAAGGGAGAGUGUAUGUCGGACAAAGAGCCUCAGAUACGACGAAUCCAUAGCUAUCCACGCGUCGAUAAUGAGGGAUCUCUGUUUACAAGGGAAGCUGGACGCUGCUCUCUGGCUACGAAAGAAGCUGAUGCAGAGUGGGUUUAUCCCAGGUUUGGUCACGCACAAUCAUCUUUUGAAUGGGCUGUGUAAGUUAGGUAGCAUCGACAAGGCGGAUGGGCUUGUUAAAGAGAUGUGGGAGAUGGGUCCUUCUCCCAACUGUGUCUCUUACAACACUUUCAUCAAGGGUCUUUGCAGUGUUAACAAUGUAGAUAAAGCUCUGUAUCUCUUCAGCACUAUGAAUAAAUAUGGCGUUAAACCAAACAGAGUGACUUGCAACAUACUCGUGCAUGCGCUUUGCCAGAAAGGCCUUAUGGGUAACACAAAGCUUCUUGAAGAGAUUUUAGAUAGUAGCCAAGCGAAUGCGCCCUUGGAUAUAGUCACUUGCACCAUUCUGAUGGAUAGUUGUUUUAAGAGUGGGGAUGUGGUUCAAGCCCUUGGGGUUUGGAAGGAGAUGUCGGAGAAGAACGUCCGUGCUGAUUCGGUUGUGUACAAUGUCCUUAUCCGUGGCUUAUGUUCGAGUGGUUACAUGGUAGAUGCUUAUGGGAUCAUGUGUGACAUGGUGAAGAAAGGAGUUAGUCCUGAUGUUUUUACUUACAAUACUCUCAUAAGCGCCUUGUGCAAGGAGGGAAAGUUUGAUGAGGCAUGUGGUAUCCAUGGCACCAUGAAACGAGCUGGUGUUGCUCCUGAUCAGAUCUCAUACAAAGUCAUCAUUCAAGGUCUAUGUAUCCACGGAGAUGUGGCUAGGGCGAACGAGUUUCUUUUGACCAUGCUAAAGAGCUCUCUGCUUCCGGAGGUUCUGCUAUGGAACGUGGUGAUUGAUGGCUAUGGAAGAUGUGGGGAUACUAGCAGCGCUUUAUCUGUUCGAAAUCUUAUGCUUUCUCACGGCGUUAGACCGAAUAUUUACACAAACAAUGCUUUGAUUCAUGGGUAUGUGAAAGGAGGAAGAUUCAUCGAUGCAUGCGAGUUUAAAGAUCAAAUGCGAUCAACCAGUGUCUAUCCAGAUACUACUACGUAUAAUCUGCUACUAGGUGGUGCUUGUACAUUCGGUAACUUGAAGUUGGCUUUUCAGUUGUACGAUGAAAUGAUGAAAAGGAGAUGUCGACCUGAUUUGAUUACUUAUACCGAGCUGAUUAGAGGGCUAUGUUGGAAGGGUCGGUUGAAGGAGGCAGAAGAGCUUUUGUUGAGACUGCAGGCGUCUGGUGUGACACUGGAUCAUGUUCCGUUUUGGAUACUUAUGAGGAAAUACACCAAGUUGAGGCGGCUAGACGAGGCGUAUUUAGCUUACAAAAAAUGGCUAAUGACAAAGAGUGGCGGAGGAGUUGCUUGUCCGACCAGGCUAAAUCACGUGCAUACAGAACAUGAGCAGUAAUGUGCUACAUGAAGCAAGAGACGGAGCACGGUUAUCAUCAUUGCCUUUCAGGUAGUUGUUCUGAUGUGGACGCCUGAGCUAAGUUCAGUUUCUUUUGAAUAUGGUCAAACCAUUAGAUUGUUGAAGAUAUCAAUCUUGACUCCUUAUGCAUAGAGAAUCUGACACGAGGAAGGAACACUUGAGCUAUGUAGCCUAUGCUGGUGAAGUGACAGGUGAUUACAGAAUGCCUCACGUCUUUAACAUCCAAGGAGGCCUCAAUUGAUUUGUUUUCUUCCAAUCCCUCAUAGAUUAGAGUUACAUUCAGGUUUUGAUGAAUGUUUUUGGCUUUAGGGGCACACAGGAUGGCUGUUCCUCCCCAAUAUACUUUCUUGUAAGAAACUUGAAAAGCCUUUCAUUGUAAGGACAACGUGAAUCACUUUCAA